Acipenser ruthenus (sterlet) is the source of this 6104-nucleotide messenger RNA. Its product is annotated as autism susceptibility gene 2 protein-like. The record is from RefSeq and is a predicted model, not a curated record. Bases 790 to 4617 code for a protein of 1275 amino acids. The transcript is spliced from 20 exons. Lineage: Eukaryota; Metazoa; Chordata; Actinopteri; Acipenseriformes; Acipenseridae.
GCACUGCGGCAGUGCUGUAUCCAUGCGCCUGGUCUUUACUCUGGGAUCGUGGAGCAGAGACUGGGAGAGAAGAGCGCUAUUGCUUGCUUAUGGGAUUUAUUUGUUUGUUGAUUUAAAAAAAAAAAAAAAAUCAUUUCAGAAUCUCUACGACUUGUUUGGAUUUUUUUCAACCAUCAAGAGGUUGCAUUUUUCCGUUUUGCAAGACGUGCUUUGGAGGAAAAAAACCCUGCUUCGUGUGUUUGUGGAAAUAAAGCGGAGCUGGAAUUGCAGACUGUGCCAGUUGCUAGGGUGGGCUGGACUGGCCACGGAAGGACCAGUCUACACGUUGUGAUUUUGGCCAGAAUACACCUUGGUGGAACAUAUCAAGUGACGGUUUUAUCCUAAUACUGUACAAACAAAAGAUUUGUAUCCCUUGUAUUUUGGAGCAUUCUUUUCCUGUGAUCUUCUGGUUACCAUUUAUACUGGAGAAUUACGCUGUGCCUGGAUGCUACUUUGUUACGUUUACAUGGAUUCCGAUGUACGUUGUGAAUAUUGAUCUUUUCCUAAAGAAUUGAAAUAUUUCUUUUUUAGCACACCGGCUACAAGCAGUUUUUCAAACAAUUGCCUGCUAGGUGAUUUUUUUCUUUUCUUUACAAAGGAGACCUGUGAUCAGCCAUUGCUGCUUUGGCUUUCCUGGAGAAAUCCAUUACAGUUUUUAUUAUUUUGUAUUUUGGAGGAAUUGCAGUUCACCAGUAAGCAUCUGAUUGUACUGAAGCCGGCGUGGUGUUUUUUGUUGUCCUUGACUGGGCGAUGGAUGGCCCACGGUCUUGUGGGCUUCGGAAAAAGAGAAGGUCUAGGUCUCAAAGGGAAAGGGAGAGGUCUAAAGGAUUAAAAAAUAACCGUGUGAGAGCCAAUGUCACUGGCUGCUCCUCCGGAUCUGAGAGAGAAGAGAAUACCAAUCCAACCCCAUCCCGUCCAAGACCACCGAGAAGAAAAAGGAAAGAGUCUACCUCGGCAGAGGAAGACGUCAUUGAUUGCUUUUCCAUAAGCAGUUUUGUUUCACUGGAGGCUUUGGAGAAGGACAUUGCGUUGAAACCCCAUGAACGCCAGGAGAAGAAGCCCAGCACCCUCAAUAAGAAGCAGCAGGAUGGGCUGCCCAACGGACUGAGCUACCAUGCCUGGAGAAACAGGCACCAUGGCCCCUCGGACCAGGAGAAUGACCAGAACCUGGGCCAGCACCAGAGGAACAAGAAGAAGACCCACAAGAGACACAAACGGCUCAAGCCCGGUCAGAUCAACUGCAAGGACAGUGACAGUGAAAGUGCCAGUGGAGACUCGAAAAAAUCACUCCGGAGCAGUCCUCAUGAGAGGCUUAGUGACAGCUCCGCUCCUUCCGGGUUGGGUACAGGCUACUUUUGUGACACUGAGAGCGACCAAGACGAGAAGGUUUCAGAUGACAGCUCCGAGAAGCUGUUCAGCACUGCCACAAAUAAAGUUACAGAUUUCCCUGUUGAUGCGCUCACUGCAAAUGACAGCCAAGAAACAAGAGGACUGGGCGUCCCCAAGGUCUCAGGCCUAGAGAGAAGUCGGGAGAAGAGCCAAGAGAGCUGCAGAGAGCCCCCUCUGCUCCUGCCAGCGGUUACAAAGGAGCCGCUCUCCCAAACCCAGCCUGUGGCCCAUCCUCAGGUGGAGCCCCGGGCCAAUCCCCCUCCCCCCAGCCCCGCCCAGGCCUGCAGUACCGAGGCCUGCCUCACAGAUACCCGCUUCCUGCCUCCACCUCAGCCGCAGGCCACUCUGCCUGGUUCUCAGGCCCCAGAACAGCCUCAGGCAGCCCCCCCUCAGCCCCCACUUCAACCCCAACUGCAGCCUGAGCCUCAACUGCGCCGUCACCCUCACCCUCCGUCUCCCAUCCACCCAGCUCAUCAGAGCCAGCCUCCAGUUCAGCCUCGACCUCCCUCCCGCAGCCUUCCACGGCCCUUGUCUGCUUACAACAGCAGCCUCAGCCUCAACAGCAUAAGCAGCAGUCGAAGCAGCACUCCAGGCAAACCUCAGGUGCCUCCCCCUCCGCAUAUAUCCCAUCAUCCACCACCCCCAGCCUUCCCCCUAUCUCUCCCGAACCAAAGUACGCCCCACAGCUUCCCCCCCACCCUGCAGCAGUCGCCACACGCACAUCACCCCAAUAUGUUCGCGCCGCCAGCGGCCUUGCCUCCACCUCCACCACUCACGUCAAGCACCCUGCCAGUCCCUGGACACCCAGCUGGGAGUGCCUAUUCAGAACAAGACCUCCUGCGUCAGGAGCUUAACACCCGAUUUCUAGCCUCACAGAGCGCUGACCGAGGGGCCUCGCUGGGACCACCGCCCUACCUGAGAACCGAGUUCCACCAGCACCAGCACCAGCACCAGCACCAGCACCAACACACGCACCAGCACACACACCAGCACACCUUCACGCCGUUCCCACACGCUAUACCACCCACCGCCAUCAUGCCGACUCCAGCACCGCCCAUGGUGCGUACCCCGUCUAGAAAUUUUGAGAAAUACCCUGCAAAAGUCGACCCCUUCUACAGACACAGUUUGUUCCACUCAUAUCCACCACCUGUGUCUGGAAUCCCACCCAUGAUCCCUCCUACUGGACCCUUUGGAUCACUGCAAGGAGCAUUUCAGCCCAAGACUUCUAAUCCAAUUGAUGUAGGAUCCAGACCUGGAGCUGUUCCCCAUACCCUCUUGCAGAAGGAUCCCAGGCUGACAGAUCCGUUCCGGCCCAUACUGAGGAAGCCAGGGAAGUGGUGUGCAAUGCAUGUCCAUAUUGCUUGGCAGAUUUAUCAUCACCAACAGAAAGUAAAGCAGCAGAUGCAAGCAGACCCACACAAACUGGACUUUGGCCUCAAACCAGAAUUUUUGUGUCGGCCUCCAGGCCCGAGCCUCUUUGGAGCCAUUCACCACCCCCACGACCUGGCUCGCCCUGCCACCCUCUUCUCUGCAGCUGGUGCUUUAUGUUUGUUUGCAGGUGCCACACAUCCGACUGGAAACCCUUUCGGACACCCGCCCCACCCCAGCAACUUCCUCAGUCCUGCUGCUCAUUUAGAGCCAUUCAGCAGACCGGCUUCUUUUGGAAGUCUUGCAACAUUAAACUCUGCUGCCUUUGGUGGGUUGGGGAACCCUUCACUUAUGCCCAACUCAAUGUUCAGCCACAAAGACGGCCCCGGAGCACAGAAUUUUAACAACACACACGAGCCCUGGAACCGGCUCCACCGAGCACCUCCCUCAUUCCCAACCCCUCCGCCGUGGCUGAAGCCAGGAGAGCCGGAGAGAAGUUCUUCUGCUGCAGCUCAUGACAGAGAGAGAGAUGGAGACAAGCGAGACUCGGCCAUUAGUAAAGAGGACAAAGAAAGGGACAGCAUUGAAAAGAGGCACCACAGCCACCCCUCACCAGCACCCGUCAACCCAGUGAACCCGCUGGCUCACAACCGCACUUCAACCGAGCCCCCCAGGAACCACGUGAACAACGAAGUCCGCGAGAAAGAGAAGCCGAAGGAGCGCGAGCGGGAUCAUCCCGACUCCUGGAAGGACUCUGCCACGGACGAGCAUAAGCUCAAGGAGAACCACAUUCCUGAAAAGGAUGGUGUAGUAAUCCAUGGGAGCCGGAUAGCAGACGACGGCAAGCCAGGGUCCAGGGGGACGUCCCCCUACAUCAGGCCAGCUGGCCUGGACAACACAAGGCCUAACAGCACUUUGAACCGAGAUGCAGAGAAAAAGAGUGAGCCAAUGUACGACCAUCAGAAGAAAAACAGUGAGAUUAAAGUGAAGGAGGAGCGCAAGGAGGACCACGAGGUUUCCAGUGAAGUGCCCCAAACGCACAGGCCUACAGAGCACUCCCAUAUGACAUCCACCGCCAGCAUCCAUCCCACUUCGAGCGUCCAUCACACAUCCUCCAUGCCGAUGGCCAUGGGCAUGGCUGGCAUACAUCCAAUGAACAGCAUCAGCAGCAUGGACAGGACUCGCAUGGUGGCUCCUUUUAUGGGCAUUAGUUCCAUUCCUGGUACUGAACGGUUCCCUUACCCUGCGUUCCACUGGGAUCCCAUGAGAGAUCCGUUAAGAGACCACUACCGGGGGCUGGACAUCCACCGAAGAGACCCUCUAGCUAGAGACUUCUUGUUAAGGAGUGACCCCCUUCACCGCCUUACAGCACCAAGGCUUUACGAAGCAGAGCGCUCAUACAGGGACAGGGAACCACACGAUUAUAACAGAGAGCACCUUCACCACCUUGCAGUCGAACAACGUCGAGAGCAUGAAAGAGCCAGCCACAUGGAGGAGAGAGAGAGGCUGCACAUGCUCAGAGAGGACUAUGAACACGCCCGUCUGCACCCUAUGCACCAUGCUGCUCUCGACGGUCACCUGCCCCACCAUCUCAUGACUCCCGGACUUCCCAACAUGCACUAUCCAAGGGUAAGCCCCUCGUCAGCACACCAGAAUGGCAUUCUCAACAAGACUCCUCCCACAGCUGCUUUGAGUGCCCCGCCUCCACUAAUCCCCACACUGGGCCCACGGCCUGGAUCCCCGAGAAGGACUACUCCUUUGACGACAGACAUUAGGGACAGGCCUCCCUCCCACACCCACAAAGACAUCGAAGCUCGGUAAACACUACGCGUGUUAAAGACUGACCUAAUGCCCAAUGUCUAAACAAAAUGAACUUUACCAGACACUGCGGGGGCUGUAUUAUAUCCAUAUAUAAAUGUGUGCAAAAAUUGGAAUUAGGGGUUUUGUACAUUUUAUGUUUACAUUUUGUAGCCAACUUACUCUUUGUUUUGUGUGUGUCGUCUACUACUAUUAAAUCAUUUUAUUUGUAUAAAAUUGCUCUUGAACAAUCAAGAGCAGAACAAAAACACAAAGGUGGUGCAAAAAUGUUGACACCCUGGAAAGACACGUAGUGUUUUGGAAUGUACAGGUGCUUUUGAAAUGGUGUGUAAAGGAGGCGGCAAGCCAUGUAGAUAUUUCUGUACAGUGUAAAGGCUUGCUUCUUGGAUAAAAGGUACAUAUAUGCAAAAGGGUGUGAUGAAAGCUUUACUUUGUACAAAUGUAAAUAGACUUAAGUGAAACUUCUUAAACUGUGCUAUUUGCUAAUUUUAUUCUUUGUUAACACAGUCUGCUUGUGCUGUGUUAGGUUUGUCGUUUCACAGAUAACCCCCCUCCAACUAUGCAAUGAAUGUUUUGGCUUUUUCCCCACAAAAGCCAGCAUUUCUGAAAGGAGCCUUUUUAACACACAAACUACACAAACUUGUAUUUUCUCCAAAAACACAGACUGAGGUCUCUCACACCUUAAAACUGUAUAUUAUAAUACAAAUAAAUGUGAUUUUAAAAAAUCCUAAUUCAUGUGUUGCAUAUUGUAAACCCAUAAAGGUAGUAUGGGAGCAUUUUUUCACAAUCUGAGAAAUUCAAUUUAGCUUGCUGGUGACAAUCCUUAUUUAUCCCUCCCCCCUCAUCUUAUUUUUUUCAAAUCCAGGCUUCUCCAAAAAUCUGAAUGGAAGAACGUAAGAAAAACUUGACCAGUCACUCACACUGCUUUUAGUUUUGACUGUUAUUCAUUUGUGCAUACCUUGCUUGUGGCCUCUUUAUAUCUGUUUGGAGGGAAUAAGAUUUUAAGCUCAGACAGCAGAAAACAUUUCUACUAAAGGAGUGUAAAGUAUGUGUAUGAAAAUAAAAUUAGUUCCGUUGGUCUAAUAGUGUAUCAAAGUGCUAUCCUAAGUUGUAUCUUAAAAAAAAAAAGAAAUAAAAGAAAGAAGUCUCACUACAGACAGUUUGUUUCUAAAAUGAGAAGAGAUCUAUUUUAGUAGUCGACUGAAGGUUUAGUUGUGCGCUUCAAACUUUGUGAACUCCAGAUGUUGUGCAGUGUUUUUUAAAGAAAAAGAAAAAAAGUACACUAGAACAGUAGCGUUAGUUCUGAGUAUUGCAAAGGGAUUGUUAUUACAAAACUUUUUUGCUGUUUAUCAUGUACGUAAAUGAAGUCCUUUCUAGAUCAUAUGUAAAAAAAAAAAAAAGUGAAGCGACUCUGAAUCUUCAGCAUGUUCCUCAUUAAAAACCUUGUGUUAUGUAAAUUGUGCCAUGUUAUUAAAAAAUGUGAACUAAAA